Spea bombifrons (plains spadefoot toad) is the source of this 1361-nucleotide messenger RNA. RefSeq names its product acyl-coenzyme A thioesterase 1-like. Lineage: Eukaryota; Metazoa; Chordata; Amphibia; Anura; Pelobatidae. Gene Ontology annotation, molecular function: fatty acyl-CoA hydrolase activity. The transcript is spliced from 3 exons. The record is from RefSeq and is a predicted model, not a curated record. Bases 16 to 1275 code for a protein of 419 amino acids. Gene Ontology annotation, biological process: fatty acid metabolic process; acyl-CoA metabolic process.
GUGUGCAGCCGCAGCAUGGCCGUGUCCCUGCAGGUGUCCCCCAGCCGUUGUCUCUUCGAUGAGCCGCUGCAGGUGAAGGUGACCGGUCUGUGCCCCGGGCAGGAUGUCACCCUCCAGGCCGCGCUGACUGACGAAGGCGGGGAGACCUUCACCUCUGUGGGCCGCUACCGGGCAGGGAGCAGCGGGGAGCUGGAGCUGAGCCGAUCCCCGGCCCUGGACGGUGGCAGCUUCACCGGUAUAGAGCCCGAGGGGCUCCUGUGGGCCCUGGAGCCCCGGACUCCCUUAAGGAGGCUGCUGAGGAAGAACGUGCAGAGCCCGCAGCGGGUGGACUUCUUGCUGUACGAGAAUCACGAGCCGCGGGGGAAGCUGCUGGCCACGGCGGCCCAGGAAAGGGGCUUCAUGGGGGAGGGAGUGAGGCGUAUCCCGGUGAGAGAGGGCAGGGUCCGGGCCAGCCUCUUCCUGCCACCGGGUACUGGGCCUUUUCCUGGUGUUAUUGAAAUUCCAGGCACCGGUGGGGGUCUCCUGGAAUACAAAGCGAGCCUCCUGGCUAGUAAAGGAUUCGCCACGCUUGCAUUAGCCUAUUACAAUUAUGAGGAUCUUCCAACGAAAAUGAAAGAGUUUCACUUGGAGUACUUUGAAGAAGCUGUCAAUUACAUGCUCCGGCACCCCAAGGUAAAGGGACCUGGAAUAGGACUUAUCGGUCAUUCUAAGGGUGGGGAUCUGGCCAUCUCUAUGGCCUCCUUCCUGAAAGGUAUAACAGCCACCGCAACUGUUAAUGGCUCAAUAGCCAAUGUGGGUGCAACCCUUCACUACGGGGACAUCACACUCCCUCCUAUUGGAGUUAAUGCAAAGAAUGUGACGUUCCCAGAAAAAGGAGUGGCCGAUAUUACCAAUGUUUUGGAAAACCCACUAGAAGAACCUCAUCGCAAAAGCCUUAUUCCAGUGUGGAAAGCGGACUGCAAGUUUCUGUUUAUUGUUGGAGAAGAUGACCGGAACUGGAGGAGUGAAUUCUAUGCUAAAGCGGCAUGUGAACUUUUACAAGAAGAAAGGAAAGAAAAGCCAGAGGUUUAUGUCUACCCCAGAACGGGUCAUUACAUCGAGCCACCAUAUUUCCCUCUGUGCAAGUCCUCUUUCCACAAACUUGUGGGUCUUCCAGUGGUAUGGGGAGGUGAACCCAAACCCCAUGCAAAGGCACAGGUAGAUGCUUGGCAUAAAAUCCAGGCAUUCUUCCACAACCAUCUUAACCAAGGAGCAACCCUUGUCAACAAACUGUGACCAAAGUUAUUUGGAUAUACAAGCCUUGCUCGCUCACUAUUUCUGUCAUUAGGAGUGCAUUGAAAAUAAAUGUCCAGCUACUACAA